UCGUUUACAGGUUUCGUGGCUGUGCUACUGUCUUUCGGAGUCCAGUGACAUCAGGUUGUUAACGUUCAUCCCCCUUGCCUUUCGGACUCUUCUUCUACAUCCUUUUUCUUUUCCCUUCCAUCAAAUAGACACACCAUCCACAUCAGCACUAUAGAGGCGACAGGCGCACAGAUAAUUCUAAUCAAUGGCACCAGUCGAAACAGAGUACUAUGACUUGUUGGAUGUCCCCGUGGACGUUAACGAUACAGACUUAAAGAAGGCAUACAGGAAGCAAGCAAUGAAAUACCACCCAGACAAAAACUCCUCUUUGGAUGCGGAAGAGAAGUUCAAGGACAUAAGUAAAGCGUAUCAGGUGCUAUCAGAUGCUAAUUUGAGAGCGGUAUAUGACAAGAACGGGAAGUCUAUGGUGGACAAGGAGAGUACAGAACUAGACGAUGCAGCGGGUUUCUUUGCAAACGUAUUUGGUGGAGAGCGAUUCAGAGAUUAUAUCGGCGAAAUAUCUUUAAUGAAGGAGAUGACAUCUGUGGCACAGACAGUAAUGACCGAUGAGGAACGUGCUGAGCUCGAGAAAGAGGGCAUCGUUCCGCCACAAGCAGCAGUCUCGCACGAACCGCACGUUCCCGCACCUGGUCCAUCGACACCCGGUCCCGCUGAUAAUGCUUCGAAGCGUCAGUCUGUUUUGGGGUCUCCGACCCCAUCUAAUGGCGGCAAGGAAGGCAAAGAGAAAGAUAAGAAGCGCAGUAAGCUCACGCCAGAGCAGAAGAAGAAGCUUCAGGAUCUUGACGAUGAACGCAAACGCUCGAUGGAUGAACGAGUAAAGACGCUCACUACCAAGCUAAUUGAGCGACUACGACCCUUUGUGGAUGCGAAAGCACCUGGCGACAAGGACGACCCUGAGACAAAGGCAUUCGAAGUCCGGAUGAAACUCGAAGCAGACGAUUUAAAACUGGAGAGCUUUGGGGUCGAGCUGCUACAUACAAUUGGGACAGUGUACAUGAUGAAGGCAACGUCGUACUUCAAGUCGAAGAAGUUCCUAGGGAUUGCAGGUUUCUGGUCGCGAAUGAAGGAGAAGGGUUCAGUGGCAAAAGACGCGUGGGGCGUCAUUGGAAGCGCAUUUAGCGUGCAGUCUCUCAUGUCCGAGAUGGAACGCUUGCAAAAGAAGGGGGAGCUUGAUGAGGAGGUGCUGCGGGCACUAGAAGAGGAUGUUACAGGCAAGAUCAUGCUAGCGUCUUGGCGAGGCACGCGUUUCGAAGUCAUUCAGGUUCUCCGGGAGGUUGUGGAUAACGUGCUCAAAGAUAAAGAGGCGUCCGAUCAAGUUUUGUUUUACCGGGCGAAGGGAUUGAUGAUUAUGGGUCACAUAUUCAAAAGCACGGUCCCCGAUGAGAGUGACGAGGUCCGACGUGAACUUGAGCGAAUGGUCGCAGAAGCAGCUGAGGGCAAAUCAAAGCAUCACCAUCUGCGCGGAAAAGCCCGAAGAGAAGGCAACACAACGCCUGAGAUGCUGCCGAAUGAAGGCGAGCAUCCAGUGAGGGAGCCUGGGGGAGAUUCCGAGACCCGUGCACCUUAGCGCUGAGACAGCCGGGAUUUGGAGCGAAGUGAGGGCUUGGGCACGCGUC
Suillus clintonianus is the source of this 1616-nucleotide messenger RNA. Its product is annotated as X-domain of DnaJ-containing-domain-containing protein. Gene Ontology annotation, biological process: protein import into peroxisome matrix. Lineage: Eukaryota; Fungi; Basidiomycota; Agaricomycetes; Boletales; Suillaceae. Bases 185 to 1567 code for a protein of 460 amino acids. Gene Ontology annotation, cellular component: cytosol. The transcript has 14 exons. The record is from RefSeq and is a predicted model, not a curated record.